Symbiodinium natans is the source of this 2730-nucleotide messenger RNA. The record is from the annotation of a GenBank genome assembly. Lineage: Eukaryota; Dinophyceae; Suessiales; Symbiodiniaceae.
AUGGAUUGCAGGACUUCGACCCAGCUGCUGGGGGCUGUCCGGAGGUCGCGAGGACAGGCCACGGUUUUCCAUUACAAUGCAGCCGUUGCUGCAGAACGUGGUGGAACCUGGACAGCCGGAAUACAGAUUCUUGCGGAGCUUGCAGCAGCAGACGUGGUGGCCAGCAGCUCGUGCUAUGCGGGAGCCAUGAAGACGUUGGCACGCUCACGCGAGCAAUGGGAAUGGGCCGUGGAGGUCCUCCUCCAGAUGGAGGCUCAGAGUUUGCGACGCAACGAAAUUGUCCUGAGCACGGGUUUGACAGCUUCAGCACGGGCUGCAUCGUGGCUCAGCGCUUUGGAUCUGUUCACGAGGAUGGCACAAGAGAAGCUGGAGCAGGAUGCCAUCGCCUGCACAGCAGUCGUGUCUGGCUUUGAGCUGCUGGGGCGCUGGCAGCCGUCGCUGGAACUUCUCAGACAGCUGCCGGAAGCUGACGUCGUUGCAUAUGGUGCAGUCGUGAGUGCUUGUGCAAAGGCUGGAGCUUGGCAAAUGGCUGUGGCUUUGCUGUUUGAGCUGUCCGAGCGGCGUGCCUUGAAUGAGGUUUGCGUGAACUCUGCAAUCACGGCAUGUGAGCGUGCGGGAAGCUGGGACAUGGCAUUGGUGCUGCUCUCUGAAAUGGUGAACCAGGACCUCAGGCGAGACACCAUUGGUGUGUGCGCGGCCAUUAGCGCGUGUGCCCGGUCCAGCCAAUGGCAAGCAGCGCUGGCUUUGUACAAGGACAUGACGGCAUCUCUGUUGCAGCCGAAUGUCAUCGCCAUCAAUGCAGCUAUGCAUGCCUGCGAGAAAGUGAAGCAAUGGACGGUUGUGCUUCACCUUCUUUGGACCAUGCCUCAACAGAGACUGCAACACGAUGCAAUCAGUCUGGGCUCCACGGGAAUGGCCUGCGACAGUGCUGAACAGUGGCAGUGGUCGCUCCAAACGCUUGGCAGAAGUCCAUCAGGUGCAGUUGAAGAUGGAACGCUGCAAAAUUUCGCGCGGAGGCUCGCGCAGCAACCGUCGCUGCUUCCAGAGGAUUUGCAGUUGCUGCGCUCCAUGUGCGCACCAGCGGCCCUCCGCCGGGCGACGCCACAAGAAGUCGUGCUGCUGGUGUGGUGCAUGGCUUCCGUCGGAUUUUCAGAGGAAGCGAUCCUCUCCAAACUGCUGGUCACGGCGAGCGAGCUCCUCUCACAAGGGCGUCUGACCUGGCGUGACCUCGGCCACCUGUCAUGGGCCAUGGCGAACCUCGAGGUCUGGGACCUCGAUCUGUUGCUGGCGUUGCAGAAGGAGUUGCUGAGACGGUUGGCGGAGGUAACGGCGGCCGGUGCGCAGGGUACGCGAAGCUCUACCAUGCAAAUGGACUGCGGCUCUUCCGCCCUGACGACGAUCUGGGCCUGCACAUACCUUGGCUGCCUGCAGCCAAGGAUGCUGGAGGGGGCGGCAGAGGCGUUGAGGUGCAUGUCUACGGCACUGGACAGGUCGACACGGGUCCCAAGCCUGCUGGGGAGGGCUGGCUCUCCAGAGCUCUCCGUUCCUUUGGAGCAUGAGGAGCUGCUCGUUGCCUGUAAGCCGCCACGUUGGUCCGUUGACUCGGGGGAAGCCGAGCGAAACAGCAUUGCUUCGCUGGGAAGAUAUCUGGGAGCCCAGUACCCCGUCCGCCAGUUUCCCGUGCUGAGCGACCUGAGCGCUGCCAAGGGGUUUCUCCACCGCCUGGACGUGCCCAGCUCUGGCUUGAUCCUUGUGGCCAAGAGCUACCGGGCGUACUUUGACCUUCAACUCCAGCUGCAGACCGGCUCGUUGCUUCGAGAGUACGUGACAAUGUGUCAUGGUUGGUUGUCGAGCCAACGAGCUUCUGUACGAGCUCGAGUGCACGUGUGGCGCAAUGGCCAACUGGAUCAUGCCUCGGUGUCACCAUGUGGCAAAGUUGCUUGCACGCGCCUCAAAGUCGUGGGAUACUUUGUGGCGGGGGCAUCCUGCUGCCUCCUUGCCAUCCGUCUGGUGACCGGCCGCAUGCAUCAGAUUCGCCUGCACAUGGCGCACAUUGGCCACCCAACUCUGUUGGACGGCAAGUACAGUGCAACUAGCACCAUUCGCAGUGAUGGCCAGUGUCCCCGAAACUUCCUGCACAGGUAUCGCCUCGCCUUCAAUGCUGCAGGUGAAAAUGUUGCUGCCUCCGCACCGCUUCCCGCCGACCUGGCGGACUUCAUGCAAACAUGCGUGGCGGUGGGCCCUCGGUCCGCCACCUCCGGUGCAGCUGUGCUUGAGUGGAAGAAAUGUCCUGAGUGGGGUGCGGUGGAGACGAUCUCACCAGCUGGCCAAGAGAGCAAAACAGGCCGGCUGUUAAAGGUCUCUUUGGGUAUCUUUGGGCGGCUUCAGCUGCAAGAGGAGAGCAAGGAAUCGAGAUGGGGCACGAACGCGGUGGCAGAAGGCGGCGGCGGCAGGCGCAGAACCAUGGCAACUACGGCACCUGAGAGCAGGUUCAGCGGGCGCCUCCAGAUCAAGGGAAGCAAGGGUGGUGGCCUUGCAUCCUCGAUGUCUUUAGGAGAUCUUCGUGCUGGCCCUCGGAGGGAUUUGCAGGCUGCGGCGGAGGCACGCCUCAGCGCAGCGCCUUUUGGCGUCGUGCUCAGCGAGGUCCCAUAUGAAUCGACACUGCGUUCCAGUUACACGCUGCGGGACACACAGUGGCCACCGCCCGAGGGGCGGACGCGCAUAGGCUGA